AUGCGGUACCAUCUCCUGGGCUCCCCGGACACGCUCCGCGAUGAGAAGGAAAUCGAGGGCGCAGAGAAACGACCGCGGAUGAGCCGGUAUCUCGUCCUUUUGCUCUCCGUCACCACGGGAGUGAUUGGGCUGAUAGUUGGAUUUAUGGUCGGCCACCGCGUGGAUCGUGGCUGGUGCACAAACCUACCUGGUCCGAGUCGUGGUGUUGAGAAGGUGGUCUGGGAGAGGAAUCUCACAUUCACGGGAAAGCCGAGGCAAGAGUGGCAAGAUGCAUGGCUGGAGUUGCUUCCUGACGAUCUUGGCUUUAUCUUGCAUCCAGAAUGGACUCAUGGAGAAGAAAGAAGCGUGACCGUGUUCCAUCAACUACACUGUCUGGUCGGUCCCUCAAUCCCCUCACACCGAAUAAUGACCAUUAACCAUGAACAGCGCGCACUCCAAGUCGCCUACCACAAGGCCAUCGACGGCGGCCUCACUUUCCAACCCAACAUGCAUAUCAACAUUUCCCCCGUCCACACAGAGCAUUGCUUCGAUUACCUGAGGCAAGGCCUUAUGUGCAGCGCCGACACGAAUCUCGAGGUCAACGACUUUUGGGCACGGACGAUAGGGACUACUACUGGACGGACAGAGCGGCAGUGCCGGGAUUUUCGUGCUGUUGUGGAGUGGGCGCAAAAAUGGAAAAGCGUGGAUGGGAAGCAUCCUGAUGACUAG
Messenger RNA from Westerdykella ornata, 708 nucleotides. RefSeq lists its product as uncharacterized. NCBI's taxonomy places the organism in Eukaryota, Fungi, Ascomycota, Dothideomycetes, Pleosporales, Sporormiaceae. The record is from RefSeq and is a predicted model, not a curated record. Gene Ontology annotation, biological process: mycotoxin biosynthetic process. The transcript has 3 exons. Bases 1 to 708 code for a protein of 235 amino acids.